This is a messenger RNA of Geodia barretti, 999 nucleotides long. The record is from the annotation of a GenBank genome assembly. NCBI's taxonomy places the organism in Eukaryota, Metazoa, Porifera, Demospongiae, Tetractinellida, Geodiidae.
AUGGCAGACGCUACCGGAAUCCUGGUUUUCGGGGACGCCCCCGAGGGACAGCUGGCUUCUACCGCGCAGGAACUGCUUUCCGCCGGCCGCUCCCUGGCCGACAGCCUGGGCCAGGAACUCACCAUCGCACUGUUGGGCGCCGACGUUGCCGACGCUCCCCAACAGGCCAUCGCCCACGGCGCCGACAAGGUGCUGGCGGUGACAAAUCCCACACUGGCCGAAUACCAUCCAGAUCAUUACGUCACUGCGAUGCAGACCGUAGCCAACGAAAGCAACCCUGGGAUCAUCCUGAUUGCCCGCAAUAACGAGGGACGCGAGUUGGCGCCCCGGCUGGCAUUCCGCCUGGGAGUGGGUCUCGCCCAGGACUGCCUCGAAGUGUCCGUCGAUGCCAGCACCGGUCGCUUGCUGGCAAAUCGUCCCGUCUAUGGUGGCAGCGCCGUUGCGGUGGUCAGCUGCACCCAAACGCCUCAAAUCGCCGCGCUGCGUCCCAAGACCUACGAACCCCUCGAUGCCGAUGCCGCACGGACCGGGAAUGUGAUCGCGUUCCCGGUGGACAUCGAUCCUUCCGAUGCCAAAACCCGCGUCGUCGACGUUGUCAAGGAACAAGCGGUAGGGAUCAAGCUGGAGGACGCCCGGAUAGUCGUGUCCGGCGGGCGCGGUCUCGGCGGACCCGAACCCUUCUCCCAACUGGAAGAACUGGCCAACCUGCUCGGUGGCGCGGUUGGCGCCUCUCGCGCCGCCGUGGACUCCGGCUGGGUUCCGGCCAAUCAACAGGUAGGGCUCACCGGCAAAACCAUCACCCCGGAUCUCUACAUCACGGUCGCAAUCUCCGGAGCCAGCCAGCACAUGGCCGGUUGCAGCGGUUCCAAAGCCAUCGUCGCCAUCAACCGCGACGCCGACGCCAACAUCUUCAAGGAAGCCCGUUACGGCGUUGUUGGCGAUUGGGAAAAGGUUAUUCCCGCCCUCAUGGAAACCGUCCGCGAACUUACCCAGUCCUGA